GAAUUUUUUUACUAAAAAAAACUCGGAGCUAAUAUCGCAGCAAUUUCAACCCUUAUCUUUUUCUUGGAAAUAUGCGACUUUUGCGAUUUUGAUAUCCAAAAAAUUGCAAAAUCUCCGAGCCCAAUUAUCCCUUACCAUUUAAACUUUUAUUUUAUUUUAUUUUUAUUCUCUUUUUCUCAACCCAAUAAUUCAACCCAAAAUUUACACUUUUUUUUACAACGAUGGUGAAUGCUAAGCAUUUGUUCAGAAACAUUCUGCGGACCCACCGGAGACUUCCCCAGGAGAUGCGGUUUGUCGGCGACCAGUACGUGCGUGCUGAGUUUCGCAGUCACAGAGCAGUCACAGACAAACGGUUCCUCGAACCGUUCUUCACUCAGUGGACAUCAUACCUCGAUCUUCUCAAGGAGCAGACUCGGGAUCUCAGCAGCGAACGCAUGGAGGGAUCCUCCACGGGUAUUGGCAAGCACCUCGAUGCGGACUUGAUCGAGAGGCUCGAUGACGACAAGGCUGAGCAGCUGUUGGAGUUGCACCAGGCGUCAGUGACGUCCGAAGAGGAAGCGGCAAAGAACAGCGGCGAAGCUAAACAGGGCGGGGCUAAUGUUUCCAACAACGCCUCGGCGCCGCCAAAGCGAGCGUGAUGUAAAAAAACAUCGUUUUUGUUGCAAUGUCAUUUUUAUA
Kickxella alabastrina is the source of this 678-nucleotide messenger RNA. RefSeq lists its product as uncharacterized. The coding region runs from base 222 to 638 and encodes 138 amino acids. The record is from RefSeq and is a predicted model, not a curated record. Gene Ontology annotation, cellular component: mitochondrion; mitochondrial intermembrane space. The transcript has a single exon. Lineage: Eukaryota; Fungi; Kickxellomycota; Kickxellomycetes; Kickxellales; Kickxellaceae. Gene Ontology annotation, biological process: mitochondrial respiratory chain complex II assembly; succinate metabolic process.